UCAAGGCAAGGAUGAGCUACAAAUCUGGGCAGUUUAUAAUCGGAGUGUUAUUACCCUUAACUAAAGGAGAGGAUUGUGCAACUGUCAGUCACGAAAGCGUUCAACUUGUAGAGACGAUCAUCUACGGGAUCCAAAAGCUAAACAUAAACCAGAAACAUCAUCUAAAUUUGACUAUUGGCUACGAGAUGAGAGACACGUGUUCAAAUCCGAAAGUGGCCGUGAAAGAAGCCUCAAACUUGGUUUUCAAAAAACAGAAUGAUUCGAGUUGUGUUGGAGAAGCUCGGUGUGAAUGUGGGAAUGAAAUCUUUGCUGUCCUUGGGCCAUUAAUAUUGGAAAACAUUAUUUUGUCUGCCGGAACUUUGAGCUUUUAUCAAUACCCACAGGUUAUGUUAACCGGAAAGACUCGGUUGCUAAGCAACAAAGCUAUGUACAGCCUCCUUAAUAGUAUUGCACCUUCUCUGACUGACACUGCAGAAGCACUUUCAUUGCUUAUAGAGUCAUUUGGAUGGACAAGCGUGAAUAUAAUUGGAUCUAACGACGUAUAUGGUCGUGAAAUGACAACACUCUUGGACCAAAAUCUACGGGCAAAAAACAUUUGUAUUUCCACCCAACGCAUUCUAGGCAUGACUGCGCCUGCACCAACUCGAGAAACUAUAUCUUUGAUACGAUCAAAACAUCAAGUACGUGUGACAGUUUUACUUACGACAUCGGACACGGCCAUAAAAGUACUCGAAGAAGCGCGAAAACAAAACCUUACUGCGCAUGUGUGGAUUGGAACCGAAGCUUGGAUGACUAAUAGGAGUAUUACAAGAGAAUAUAGUGAUAUUCUAGACGGGAUGUUGGGAACUGCUUAUUCUGGAAACGGAUUGGGAAUUUCUUCACAUUUACGACAAGGUCUUCGAAAAACAAGUUAUAGCGAUUGGAUAAAGCAAUUCUAUCCGAGUAAAACCAUUUCUAGUUGUGAAACAAAUUCAAAACUUAUCGAUGUUGAGGGCUUUUCACCUGGAAUUAUGAGUAACGCUUUGAAAGUUCUUAAUGCGAUAGCAAAUGCUCUGGAAAAUGUCGUUUAUCGACCAGAAAAUACUCGUAAUAAUAAGGAUUUUUCGAAUGUCAAUGUUACGCGAAUACGAAACGAGAUAAAGAGAGUUUUACCAAAUAUUAUUGUCAAGGACACUGAAACUUUAGAAUUGCAAAUUAUAAACUUGCAAAGACAAUUAUCUGGGGAGAUUAUUUUUGAAUCCGUUGGAAGAUGGAGCAAAAACCAUUCUCAAGAAGGAAGACUCUUUCUACAGAAAGAAAAAAUUCGAUGGCCUGGGAAUUACAAACAUUGGGUUCCAUUCUCCGGGAACAUUGAGCCGUGCUAUCCUGGGUACUAUAUCAAGAAGGGCCCAAUAGCAUGCAUUUGGGAAUGCCUUCGAUGUCCUAUAGGUACGUACACGGAUAAUUACACCUCCCCGGUUUGUAAACAAUGCCCGGAUGGUAAAAUACCCGAUAGUCUUCAAACGCGUUGUGUCGUGUCGGAACAGGAGUACCUCAAAGCGAUCGAUCCGUUUGGUAUAAGUAUAUUAUGUGCUUGCGCAGUAGGGAUGAUCGUUACAGGAGCAGUCCUCGCUAUCUUCCUCAAAUAUCAAGACACGCCCGUCGUUCGCGCCUCCAACAUGGGAUUCUGUCUAUUUACUCUUGUUUUAUUACUGCUCUGGUUUUUGUCGCCCGUUUUGUUCCUCGGUCGUCCUAAAGACUGGACAUGCAAGGUCAGAACAGUUUGUAUUCCAUUGCUUUAUACUUCGGUCAGUGCUCUUCUCCUUACCAAGACAAAACGUCUCAUUCGCAUCUUCUCCGCGUUAAAACGAAACCGUUUUCUCAGUAACUAUUGGUACAGUUUUGUAGCGUGUUCCAUCGUGCUGGUACAAAUUGUAUUUGGUGCUAUUUACCUCAUAUUUUUUCCACCAGAAACCCUCAUCAUCUAUCAACAAGAGGGAAAGGUUUCUCUUCAUUGUACACGUAAUCUCGCCCUAGAGAUUGCGUCAUUCAGCUAUAACUGCCUCCUAGCUAUUCUCUGUGCUUCGUUCGCCAUGAAAUCAAGAAAUCUCCCAGAAACUUACUCCGAAGCAAAAUAUAUUUGUUUUACUAUGCUUACUUACAUGAUAUCUUGGAUCAUAUACUUUCUUGGUUACUAUGGCAUCACAUACGGGAACUUGAAGACUGCUAUUCCCAGCUAUGGCGUCAUCAUCGGCGCCUUUGCGGUUUUGUUUUUUAUUUUCAUUCCAAAAAUUCGCGUUAUAUUCUUUCGUCCAGAGAAGAAUACAAAAAUGGCAGCCCUUGCUGGAACAAGGAAGUAUUCGAUUGAUGUCGCGUCUGGCAUGAAUAUAACAAUUCCCAAGCCUUCAAGAGCGUGUGAGCGUCGACAUACACUGGCGACCUUACCAGCGUACCACGAAACUGAUCUACCCUUCGCUUCAAGCACUAACUAUAAAGGAGAACCAAACGUGCCCAGAUUCUCCUCCUCUUGCUUAGUCGGACCAAUAAAAGAAGUGGAUCUAGAAGAAGAAUCGACGCAUGCGCAGGAUGAGGUGAACGUUUCUACGAACUUCGCGUUGAAAAAGGACGUGAAUUUGAACAUUUGCCCAACAAACGAGGUUCCAAAUGGAAUUGCGUUAGCAUCACUGAAAACGGCGCACCAACUGCAAGAGACUUUAGAUCAAAAGGUUCCUUAGGUAAUCACACGUGGACUGCAAUGUGAUAAGAUCCGUACUGCUAUGCGCACCUAUUUAAAUAUAAAAAUCCGUCACAAUCAUGGUAUGGCACGGUUCAACCAAUCACAUUGCGCGAGAUUUGUGAUCACCCAAUCAGAAUCCUGAUACACGCACCGUCACGGUUACGGUAAGUCAUGGUACGUUUUCCACCAAUCACAAAAUGACGAGAAGAACUUUUUUCAGCUUUGAAAGCUUUUCAUAAUAACAUCAAUCGACAUGAAAUCAACUAAAAAUCAUUAUUUUGGAUAUUUAUUUCAAAUUCAAUUUAACAAAGAUGCGUUACUUUGAUCAACUUUAAUAUUUAAAAAUUUCAUUUGCUACCAACAAAAAAUGUUCUAUUAUUUAUUAAAUAAAAUAGGUUUAUCAAAUUACGUGAUUCUCGAAAAAAUAUGAGAGAAGUUAAAGAAGUCUUGUCAGUUUGCACUUGUAGUCGCCUUUUGUUUCUAGGGCGACUAGAAACGACAAAGCUAAGGCAGGCUACAUGGAUCACAUCUGUGAAAUUUUAUAGGGGCACUUGGAUGAAAACGCCCCAAUUUUCAAAGUCCGAAUAAUUGAAGAAUUUGUGGAUAAUUUGGCUCGAUUAUGAUUGCCUGGGAUCCAUUUGCAUUUGAGAAAUUUUGGGUUAAAAGAGAAAAGAACAAUAGGGUUGGG
Messenger RNA from Actinia tenebrosa (Australian red waratah sea anemone), 3404 nucleotides. Its product is annotated as extracellular calcium-sensing receptor-like. The record is from RefSeq and is a predicted model, not a curated record. Gene Ontology annotation, molecular function: G protein-coupled receptor activity. Lineage: Eukaryota; Metazoa; Cnidaria; Anthozoa; Actiniaria; Actiniidae. Gene Ontology annotation, cellular component: membrane. Gene Ontology annotation, biological process: G protein-coupled receptor signaling pathway.